AUUACUUGUCAUCGUGUUAGCAAACGAUACGGUACAAAGUUCCCCGUUCUCUGUCUGAAAAAUCAGUGGGCAUUGUAAUAUUGCCAGUGUAUGCAAAUUAACCAUAGUGUGUCGUGAGAAUAAUAGAAAACAGAAAGGAAUCCAACAUUCUAUACGUAAAACUGCGAUAUUGCAAGAAUUGUUACACGCAUACAUACAUGGAUAAAAUGGAAACGUUCGACUCUGUCACAACUAAUAUACCUUGUGUCGUCGCUAGAUAAAGAACGAUUGAAAAUGGAAGUAGACCAGAAUAUAGUCCACGCCUUACCAGCAUUAAAGGUACCGAAUCUUUCACUAGGACAGUACAUAUAUCAACAACUACGCGAGUACGGUGACAACAUUAUUCAGGUAGAUAUUCAGACUGGUAAACAGUUUACGUACGACCAAGUUCUUGAAAAAAGUGUAAUAUUAGCUACCGUUUUGAAAAGCUAUGGGAUACAAGUGGAAGAUAGAGUUUCGAUCGCAAGUGAAAACCACCCUAAUUAUAUGAUAACCAUGUGUGCUACUUUAUUCACUGGGGCUACUUGGGCGCCGUUAAAUCCGGCAUACACUAAAAGAGAGUACAGACACAUGUUGGAUAUUUAUCAACCACGAAUCAUGUUCGUAACACACCGCACCGAGAAAAUUAUGAGAGAAAUUGCACCAACGUUGAGCUGGCCCAUGAAGUUGAUACAAGUGGAGGACGUGGCUCUCGAUGGACAGAUGGUCACGUUGAAAGAACUUUUGGAGAAACAGAAAAAUAUCGUAGAUCCUUACGCGUUUGAACCGGUACCGGUUGACGAUCAUGCAAAAAGAAUCGCGGUUAUUUUGGGAUCGAGUGGAACGACAGGGUUUCCGAAAGGUGUAAUGUUGUCGCAUCGAAAUUUAUUAACUUUCAUGUUCAAUACUAGAGUUCCAGAUCAUUUAGAUUGUCGACCGGGUGACCGAGUAAUACUCUUCUUGCCACUGUUCCAUGGCUACGCGUUUGGAUUAGCAAUUGUAUCGCUAAGUACCGGAGGAAUCGUAUACUUAAUGCGAAAUUUCGACCUCGUUGCGUUGUUAAAAGCCAUCGAUGAUUACAGAAUCACGCAUCUACCAUUGGUUCCUCCAAUCUUGAUAAUGCUGGCUAAACACCGAAUGGUGGAAAACUAUGAUUUUAGCAGCGUAAGAGAAUUAUUAUCUGGCGCAGCCCCUCUUCAACAGAGCAUAUGGGAAGAAGUGAGAAGACGCACGAAAAUGAAAUACAUUCGGAACGGUUACGGUAUGACGGAAUUAUCAAUAAUAUCGAAUUUGAGCGGCAGAAGGAGUACCGACAACACGGUUGGCGCUGCGAUACCGGGAUUCCAGUAUAAAAUAGUAGAUCCGAGCACAGGCAGGACUCUGGCAGUAAAGGAAGUCGGUGAAGUUUGCUUCAAGGGUGAACAAGUGAUGCUCGGCUAUUUCCAAAACCCUAAGGUCACCGCAGAAACGAUCGACAAAGACAGUUGGUGUCACACCGGUGAUCUAGGGUACCUGGACGAGAACGGGUUAUUGUACAUCACGGGUCGGAUAAAAGAAUUGAUCAAAUACAAAGGUUUCCAAGUUUCACCGUCCGAGAUCGAAGCUGUGAUAUUGUCGCAUCCGAGUGUUAAAGAGGUGGCGGUUGUGGGGAAACCUGACGAGAUGUGCGGAGAAAUACCAGUCGCGUUUGUCGUAAGGCAACCGGAUAGCAGCACGGUAUCGGCUAAAGAUAUUGUCGACUUCGCGAAUGGGAACCUGUCACCGCAGAAAUGGCUAAGAGGAGGUGUUAAUUUCAUCGAAAAUAUUCCUAAAACUCUGUCUGGAAAGAUUCUGCGACGAGAAUUGAUCACCAUAAUUCCGAAACUUUAAACGAAAAUUUUCUAUUCGUAUCGAAUGUUGUUGGUAAAAAUGGGAUGGAGGACAGUUACAUAUCGUUUGAAAAUAAAUGAAUACCGAAUA
Messenger RNA from Osmia bicornis bicornis, 1977 nucleotides. RefSeq names its product 4-coumarate--CoA ligase 1-like. The record is from RefSeq and is a predicted model, not a curated record. Gene Ontology annotation, biological process: long-chain fatty acid metabolic process; fatty-acyl-CoA biosynthetic process. Bases 274 to 1887 code for a protein of 537 amino acids. The transcript is spliced from 7 exons. Gene Ontology annotation, molecular function: long-chain fatty acid-CoA ligase activity. Lineage: Eukaryota; Metazoa; Arthropoda; Insecta; Hymenoptera; Megachilidae.